This is a messenger RNA of Microdochium trichocladiopsis, 1572 nucleotides long. Its product is annotated as methyltransferase-domain-containing protein. The record is from RefSeq and is a predicted model, not a curated record. Gene Ontology annotation, cellular component: nucleolus. NCBI's taxonomy places the organism in Eukaryota, Fungi, Ascomycota, Sordariomycetes, Xylariales, Microdochiaceae. The coding region runs from base 1 to 1572 and encodes 523 amino acids. The transcript is spliced from 2 exons. Gene Ontology annotation, biological process: rRNA methylation; ribosomal large subunit biogenesis. Gene Ontology annotation, molecular function: rRNA (adenine) methyltransferase activity.
AUGUUUGCUGUAAAGGGCUGGUCGGUUUCGGCUGACAAGCUCAAGGCCGAGACAGCUACAGGGGCUGCGCCAGCACCCAAUGCCGCAGACUCUGACCCCAAGGCCGCCUCAAAGAAGCGCAAGCGGCCGCAGGCGGAUGUGACGAGCCUCAACGUGGCAGAUCUCUGGGAAAAGGUCAUCGAGGGCAAGCCCGCCGCUGGGGACAAGAGGAAAGCAAAGACGCAGCAGGCCGGUGAUGCUCAGAAGCAAGGCCCAAGGGACAAUGGCAAGAAGGGCGGCAAGGCCGCUGCCGCGAAGAACAAGAAGGCUCGGAGCGACAACGAGCCGGCGGCUGGAGGCCAAGACCAACAGCAACCAAAGAAGGACAAGUCCUCACAACAGACAAACCCGCAGACGACCCUCGCCAUGGCGACCACGGCAGUGCCAUCUCCAGGGCCCAAGAUGACGCCUAUGAUGAUCAAGAUGCAGGAGAAGCUCGUUUCGUCACGGUUCCGCCAUCUCAACGAGCUGCUGUACACGCGGCCAUCCGCGGAAGCGUUCCAGCUGCUUGACAAGGAGCCAGAGAUGUUUAGCCAGUAUCACGAGGGGUUCCGGCGCCAGGUCGACGUCUGGCCAGAGAAUCCCGUGGACGGCUACCUCGAGGACAUCAAGAAGCGCGCACAGAUCAAGGCCCCGCACAAGGGCAAGCCUGGUGGUGGUAAUGGCCGGAGCAGCAGCAGCAACAACACCAGCUUCGCCCAGGAACCUCUACCUCGCACCAGCGGGACCUGCACGAUAGCGGAUCUCGGAUGCGGCGACGCCAAGCUCGCCUCGGAGCUGCAGUCGAAGAAGAAGGCCCUCCGCCUCGACAUCCUGAGCUACGACCUGCAGUCGCCCAGCCCGCACGUCACGCGCGCCGACAUUGCCAACCUGCCUCUGGCCGACGGCAGUGUCAACGUGGCCAUCUUCUGCCUCGCCCUCAUGGGCACAAACUGGCUCGACUUCGUCGAGGAGGCGUACCGCGUGCUCCACUGGAAAGGCGAGCUCUGGGUCGCCGAGAUCAAGAGCCGGCUAGGCCACGUUGGCGCGCCCGGUGGCAAGAGGGCACCCGGCGGCGGAGGCGGCGGCAACAACGUGGUCACCCACAGCGUAGGCAACAGGAAGAAGGCCGCUGCGGCAGCCAACAACAAAAAGGCCAUGAGCAAGGACGCCGAGGCCGCCGACAAGGCCCGCGAGGCCGCGCUGGCCGUCGAGGUCGACGGGGCCGAGGACAGGCGCAACGAGACGGACGUGCGCGCCUUCGUAGAGGCCCUCCGCAAGCGCGGCUUCGUCCUGCAGGGGGAGGCCGACCUGCGCAACAAGAUGUUUGUCAAGAUGCACUUCGUCAAGGCCGCCCCCGCGACCGUCGGGAAGAACGCGUUCCCCCCGGCAGGCGGCAACCCUGGCGGGGAUAACAAUGCCUCUGGUCCUAUCCGGGGCCGCGACUCCCGCAUGGGCCGGGUCUCGGCAAAGUUUGUCGAGAGCGCCGACGACGAGUCUAGCAAGGCUGCCGAGAGCGGGAUUCUCAAGCCUUGCCUGUACAAGAUUCGGUAG